CCGUUCUUCUGGUGAGUCCUACUAUUCCAACGUAGUUAGAACACUACGGGUUGGCGGGCGUCCGAUGAGUCCGUCCAACAAACAGACCGUGGUUAUUCCCAUCAGGUGUACUGACGAGUCUAACCUUUCAGAUAAAGGGAAGGGUCCUGCUGUUGUCGGCUCCCCUAGCCUCUCUGACGAUGAAUCUUCUCCAGCCUUUGGAAAGAUGUCGUCGUCUGAUCGUGAGAAGCUCAAGACGGAGCUGUUCAAGUGCUUUCCCGAAACUUAUAUCAAGGGGUUAAGGGGAGCAUCGUCUGGGCAUGUAGGUUACAUGUCUCAGCUUGCUGCCGAGCUUUUUGCUCGCAGCAUGAUAACAGAAGACUGGGCGAAGGAGCUCAGAAAAGAGAAUAAAAAGCUCGUCCAUGACGUAACUGCGGCCGCCGACCAUGCUCAGUUCGUCAUUUCCGAGCAAGAGGUGUUGCACCAGCAAACCAAAGUUGCUUUGGAAAAAAGGUCGGCUGAGCUGGAGUCUCAGAUCAAAGUCUAUCUCUUCUCGGUUGACGGAGAUGAUAGACGAACGGGCUUCGUUGGAACGGUUUCUGACGGACGAGAGGAAUUCAGCCAUGACUAUGGCUGCCGAUUUUCUCAAGGAAAACCUCGUCCUGAAGGUCAAAAACCAAGCCCUUCGAACUGA
Beta vulgaris subsp. vulgaris (sugar beet) is the source of this 673-nucleotide messenger RNA. RefSeq lists its product as uncharacterized. The coding region runs from base 65 to 673 and encodes 202 amino acids. Lineage: Eukaryota; Viridiplantae; Streptophyta; Magnoliopsida; Caryophyllales; Amaranthaceae. The record is from RefSeq and is a predicted model, not a curated record. The transcript is spliced from 2 exons.